Colletotrichum spaethianum is the source of this 2289-nucleotide messenger RNA. Its product is annotated as peptidase S41 family protein ustP. The record is from RefSeq and is a predicted model, not a curated record. Gene Ontology annotation, biological process: proteolysis. NCBI's taxonomy places the organism in Eukaryota, Fungi, Ascomycota, Sordariomycetes, Glomerellales, Glomerellaceae. The transcript is spliced from 2 exons. Bases 1 to 2289 code for a protein of 762 amino acids. Gene Ontology annotation, molecular function: serine-type peptidase activity.
AUGCGCUCGUCACUGUUGCGGGCGCUCGCCCUCACCGGCACGACCUCAGCUGCUGCUGUGACGUCAACACAAGCACAAGCUGGCAUUACAACCACGGCAAUUCAAGCAGCAUCCACACCAAGAGAUGCCUGUGGCAUCGCGCAAUCGGCCGCCGAUUCGUUUCUCUCAGCAAGACCCAGCGCCACGUCCGUUCAGCUUCCUCCUACAGUGGCUUUUGAUUGCCUGAACUUGGUCCCUGUUGACAAGCAGAAAGACUUGGAUCUUCUCAACUACCUCGAACCAUACAUCAUGUUCCAAAGCACCUUGGAGCCUCUCACCGACCCUCCCGAGGGAUACUUACUCCCUGGUGUCGACGUCAUCGGUGGAAUUGGCCAAAUCCGUGCUAAACUCAUGAAGGAUGCUUACAUGAGUCAAGUGGAAUUCUCCUUGGAUCUUGCGCGAGUUUUUGCCCAAGCAUCCGACGGGCAUUUUGAUUACAAUCCCGCACUUCUCAGUGUCUUCACCUUCCGCAGCUUGACCUCCCUGGUCUCCGUCUCCGAUGAUGGUCUGAGCGUACCAAGGGUUUAUCUUUACAACGAUUUCGCCAAGUCAGCUAUCAACGACACAGACGUGUGGGACAUCAAGAGCAUCGACAACGUUCCCAUCACAGAAUGGCUUGAGGCACAAUCGUUCCAAGUCAACAGCCAAGACCCAGACGCCAAGUACAACGCUCUGUUCAGAACCAACGCCGCCAGUGACUUCCAGGGCGGAGGAAAUUAUUUUGUUCUGCGGUACGCUGGAGAGGCUCCAGAUACUCAAGUUAUCAAGUUCACUAACGGCACUGAGUACACGGAUAAGUUGGUUGCCAUCGUCGACAAGGCUUUAGUACCCUUCAUCGGUAGUCCCGAGUCUAUUCACUCGAAGGUCGAGCUUCCGCCUACCACUACCAGUUCCGCGACUAGUGCUACAUCGUCCGCCUCCCAAUCUUCAACGACGGCGACACCUACCUCCACAAAGAUUCCAGGUUACCCCUUGCCUGUCGUCAAGCACGCAAGUGAUUGGAUCUCCGGGUAUUUCCUCAACGGCAGCAAUUAUGAGGACACUGCGGUCCUCGUCGUUCUCUCUUUUGCUCCAUCAGACCUUGAUAACGCAAACGGGACGUUCGAGAUUGACGAGGCCAGACGGGUUGUUGACGAGUUUCUCGAGGAAGCCAGGGAGGCCGGCAAGACGAAGCUUGUAAUUGAUGUCCAGGCAAACGGUGGCGGAUUUGUGGCUGCUGGCUUCCAGCUUUACAACCAGCUCUUUCCCAAGGCCACAGACGUCUGGGACGGAAACCGGCUCCGCGCCCAUGAGGCGUUAAACGCCCUUGGGCUGACUGCCCAAGAAGUGUCCCCUAGGGUUCUUGCAGACUUUAACAAGGCCAAUCUCAACGAAAGCCGUCAACCCUACGAGGAGUGGCAGGAUCUUUUCGGUCCCGAGCUGAUCGCAGGCCAGAACGUUACCAACCUCUUGCGCUACAGUCAAGAUGCGUUCCCCUUCUCCCCGAGCACGGGAGACCAGGUUUUCGAUCCGCAGAAUAUCGUGGUUGUAACCGACGGAAGCUGCGCAUCAACCUGUGCAAUCUUCACUGGACUCUUGAUCCAAGAACAGGGCGUCCGCACUAUUGCUCUGGGAGGCCGUCCCAGAGAGACUGCCAUGCAGGCAGUUGGUGGAGUCAAAGGCGCAGAAGUACUCACGUUUGUCACUCUACAAGCGGUCAUUAGGCAAACUGCCCGUGACGCAAUCCGGGCCAACUAUCUCGAUUAUUUGAGGGAUGCUUUUGAUGUUCUCCCAGACGUAGGAGAACCUCCUCUGCUACCUAGUCUUGCUAGAUCUGGCGGCAAGUUCAACUACCGUAACGCUUAUUCGCGUAAAAAUGUCGACGGAUACCCACAACAAUUUAUUUACGAGGCUGCAAAUUGCCGUCUUUUCUAUACCACUGAAAUGAUUAUCGACCCGGUUGCCGCCUGGACACGUAGUGCCGAUGUCGCUUGGAAAAAUGCCAAAUGCGUCAACGGAUCAACUGUGAACUCUGACAACACAAUCGGCAAUGAUCUCGUUCCGUAUAAUGCAAAGGUCAUCGGUUCGAAUCUAGAGUAUGAGGGGCCUGGCAGUCUAUUAUACAAGGGCGACUACGAACCGCCAUCACCAUACGUUGGGCAACAAACCAGUAACAAACGAUCAAUCAUUGACGCUCUUAGCCCUCCUGAAGACUUCGAGUACGAGUUCAACAAGUUCAAGAUUGGAAGCUUGGACGAAUUUCUUGGCUAG